Messenger RNA from Neopsephotus bourkii (Bourke's parrot), 412 nucleotides. RefSeq names its product cytochrome c oxidase subunit 8B, mitochondrial. NCBI's taxonomy places the organism in Eukaryota, Metazoa, Chordata, Aves, Psittaciformes, Psittacidae. Gene Ontology annotation, biological process: mitochondrial electron transport, cytochrome c to oxygen. Gene Ontology annotation, cellular component: mitochondrion. The record is from RefSeq and is a predicted model, not a curated record.
AUGGCCCUGCCCGGUGUCGGGGUGACAGCGGUGACAGCCGUGACGGGCCGGGCAGCUGCAGUGCGAGGAGCCGCGUCCUCCCCGUGUGCCAGCGCCAUGCCCGGGCUCCAGCGCAGCUCCCGGCUCCUGACACCGCUGCUGCGGCCAUUGCGGGUCCCCCGAGCGCACAUCAGGUCCCAGCCCCCGGAGCACCCGCUCUCGCCUGCCGAACAAGCCAUCGCGUUCUCCAUCAUGUUCGGAUGCUUCCUGCUCCCGACAGGCUGGAUCCUGGGCAACAUCGAGCACUACAAGAGCAGACCCGAGUGAGGGGCAGCAGAGCAGCCCCGGGCCCUGCUGAGAGCAGACAUGAGCGGAACCAAGGCCCCAGGGCAGAGCUUCGCCGGGGGGGAGCCCUUGGGCUUUGCUCAUUAAA